AACAACAUAGAAAAGAGAGAACAUAUACAAAAUGAAGAUGUCUAACUCAAUAGCAUCCUUUGUUCUGCUGCUCAUUCUCAUUUCAACAAAUUGUUUGUGUUCAGCACAACAGUGUCGUCCAAGUGGGAGAAUCAUGGGAAAGAAGCCUCCUCCUGGAGAAUGCAACAAAGAGAAUGAUUCAGAUUGUUGUGUGCAAGGCAAGGCGUACACAACAUACAAGUGUUCGCCAGCAGUUUCAAGGCACACAAAGGCUGAACUCACUCUGAAUAGUUUUGAAAAGGGUGGAGAUGGAGGUGGCCCUUCAGAAUGUGACAACCAGUACCAUUCCGAUGACACACCGGUAGUCGCACUCUCCACCGGAUGGUUCAACGACAGGAGUAGGUGCCUCCACAACAUCACCAUCAGUGGAAAUGGCAAAAGCGUGGUGGCUAUGGUGGUCGACGAGUGUGACUCAACCAUGGGAUGUGAUGAAGACCAUGAUUAUCAACCACCUUGUUCCAACAACAUUGUUGAUGCCUCCAAGGCUGUCUGGAAAGCCUUAGGUGUGCCUCACAAUCAGUGGGGUGGAUUAGAAAUUACAUGGUCUGAUAACUGCAGGCCAAGUGGAAGGCUAAGGGGAAAAAAGCCUCCUUCAGGAAAAUGCAACAGAGAGAAUGAGUCUGAGUGUUGCAAAAAGGGAAAAGUUUACCACACAUUCAAGUGUUCCCCACCUAUCUCUCAUCACACAAAAGCAAUUCUAACACUAAAUAGCUUUGAGAAAGGUGGAGAUGGAGGUGGCCCUUCAGAGUGUGACAACAAGUUUUACUCAGACAACACUCCAGUAGUGGCAUUAUCAACUGGAUGGUUCAAUGACAAAAAGAGGUGUCAUAACAAUAUCACAAUCUUUGGAAAGGGAAGAAGGGUCCAUGCCAUGGUGGUUGAUGAGUGUGAUUCCAAAAGAGGGUGUGAUGCUGAGCAUGAUUUUCUGCCUCCAUGCCCCAACAAUGUUGUUGAUGCCUCUAAGGCUGUUUGGAAGGCUUUGGGUGUGCCAAAACGUGACUGGGGUGAAUCAGACAUACACUGGUCCGAUGCAUGAUACACAAUUAGAUGUAAAGUAAAGCUUAAUAACUUAAUAAGGAUGUGAUCAUACAUCUCUGUCACGCAAGAGAAGACUACUUGUACAAUAAUAAGGGGGGACCUCAAACCCAGACAUAAAAAAAAAGUGUUGAAUCUUGUGUUGAUUCAAUCUUAUGUGUUUCGAGUUUACAUUAAUAAAUUUGUCCUUGUUGUUUUA
Molecule: messenger RNA, 1273 nt
Organism: Glycine soja
Lineage: Eukaryota; Viridiplantae; Streptophyta; Magnoliopsida; Fabales; Fabaceae
Product: putative ripening-related protein 1
Exons: 2
Coding region: 32-1075 (347 amino acids)
Source: RefSeq, a predicted model, not a curated record